Acanthosepion pharaonis is the source of this 801-nucleotide messenger RNA. Lineage: Eukaryota; Metazoa; Mollusca; Cephalopoda; Sepiida; Sepiidae. The record is from the annotation of a GenBank genome assembly.
AUGAUAAAGCAAAGGCAAAGUGAAACAGUAAAUAGACCGAUUCCAUCUUGUUUUUUCUUUCCCUCUCUCUUCCUUUCUCCCUCUCUUCUUUUCCCCCUCUCUUCAUAUCCCCCCCUCUUCCUUUCCCCUCUCUUCAUUUCCCUCUCUCUUCCUUUUCCUCCCUCUUCAUUUCUCCCUCUCUUCAUAUGCCCCUCUCUUCAUAUCCCCCUCUCUUCAUUUCCCUCUUUUCAUUUCCCACUCUUUUCAUUUCACUCUCUCUUCCUUUCCCCGCUCUUCAUUUCCCCCUCUCCUCAUAUCCCCCUCUCUUCAUUUCCCUCCCUUUUCAUUUCCCUCUCUUUUCAUUUCCCUCUUUCUUCCUUUCCCUUACUCUUCAUUUCUCCCUCUCUUCAUAUCCCCCCUCACUUCAUUUCUCUCCCUUUUCAUGUCCCUCUCUCUUCCUUUCCCUCUCUCUUCAUACCCCCUCUAUUCAUUUCCCUCUCUCUUCAUUUCCCUCCCAUUUCAUUUCCCUCUCUCUUCAUUUUCCCUCUCUCUUCCUUUCCCUCUCUUAUUUCCUUUUUCUUCCUUUCUCUCUUUCUAUCUUUCUUGCUUUCCCUCUUUUCCUUUUUCUUCCUUUGUCUCUUUCCCUUUUUCUUCCUUUCUCUCUUUCUUUUUUCUCGCUUUCUCUCUUCCCACUCUUUUGCUAGCUCUCUUUUCCUCUCUGUCUGUCUCUCUCUCUUUUCCUCUCCCUCUCAGCUGCAACUACUGAAAACGAAAGACAAAGAACAAAAAAAGGAGAAUACAGCAAUAGUAGCAUCGGCCUGA